Triticum turgidum subsp. durum (durum wheat) is the source of this 1248-nucleotide messenger RNA. Lineage: Eukaryota; Viridiplantae; Streptophyta; Magnoliopsida; Poales; Poaceae. The record is from the annotation of a GenBank genome assembly.
AUGGGCCGCCGCAUCGUUUCCAGGCUGGAGCUCGGCAACGGGGUGGUGAUCGAUGGCGAGAACCUGAACCCCUACAAGCGCGUCAAGGACAGGCCGCUCGUCUUCAUCGCGGGCAUGUUCGCCGACGGCGCGCUCAGCGCCGUCGACGUCCGCGGCAAGAUCGUGGCGUGCCAGCGCAAGGAGGACCCGUUCAUGCUCGCGGAGAUGAUCCAGAAGGCGGGCGGCGCGGGCAUGAUCAGCUGGUCCGGCCCGAAGCGCGGCGCCGCGACCACGCCCGUGGACGACCUCACCAUCGCCGCGGCGCGGGUGACGCACGCCGACGGCGAGAAGAUCAUAGCGUACGUCAACUCCACGCCCAACCCCACCGCCACCCUCCGGUUCGCCGGCGCCGUGCUGAACCGGGCCUCCCUGCCGGCCAUCGCCGAGUACUCCUCGAGAGGGCCCUGCAACAUGUCCAGCGUCGGCGUGCUCAAGCCGGACAUCACCGGGCCAGGCACGGCCAUCGCCGCCUCCAUCCCCGGCGGCGCCAACGGCACCGCGCCGACCCGGACCUUCGGCCUGCACAGCGGCACGUCCAUGUCCACGCCGCACCUGUCCGGGAUCGUGGCCAUGAUCAAGAAAGCGCGCCCGCAGUGGUCACCGGCGGCGAUCAAGUCGGCGCUGAUGACAACAGCCGACGUGACGCACCCGGACGGCACGCCGAUCGUGGACGAGACCACCGGGAAGCCAAACUGCUUCGCCAUGGGCGCCGGGCUGGUGAACCCGACGCGGGCCCUGGACCCGGGCCUCGUCUACGACCUGGCGCCGGCGGACUACAUCCCGUACGUGUGCGGCCUCGGGUACAACGAGAGCGUGAUCAACGAGAUCAUGGCGCAGCCGCUGCAGAACGUGAGCUGCGCCAAGGCGGGGAAGAUCCAGGGCAAGGACCUCAACUACCCGUCGAUCAUGGUGACGCUCACGCCGGCCGCACCGGAGGUCGACGUCAAGCGCGCGGUGACCAACAUCGGGGAUCCCGUGUCGUUGUACACCCUCGAGGUCGUCCCGCCGGAGGGCGUGACCGUCGAGGUGGUGCCCAACGUGCUGACCUUCGGCUUAGUAAACCAGAGGAUGGAGUUCACGGUGAAGCUCAAGCGAGGCCCCAAUGCCGCCGCCGUUGGCACCGCCGAGGGCAGCCUCCGGUGGGUCUCCGGCAAGCGCUCCGUGCGUAGCCCGAUCGCCGUGCUCUUCGAACCACUGCCUAAUAACUAA